Messenger RNA from Topomyia yanbarensis, 2751 nucleotides. RefSeq lists its product as uncharacterized. The coding region runs from base 196 to 1947 and encodes 583 amino acids. The transcript has 3 exons. The record is from RefSeq and is a predicted model, not a curated record. Lineage: Eukaryota; Metazoa; Arthropoda; Insecta; Diptera; Culicidae.
GUUUGUAUGAAUGAAGUGUGAAGAAAGGUGACCUGUAGUUUUCUACAAAGUGGAAUUGUGGCUGUAAUAUUUAAAAAAACCAGUUUGCUCGGAGUGAUUGCGUACUGUAAAACAGUUUCUGAGUUCGCUCGUCUCGGACCGUGGUUUGACCGUUUAUUUUCAUAACAGUGAAGGUCACUCGAUCGGUACACAGUAAUGGCUCCGAUAGUGGACAACAACCAGUUUGAAUUGUUACCACCGCCACCAGCAGUAGAAACUCCUGGCAAGAAACGCAAACGAAAUGCAGAAACCAAUCCGUUUCUUUCCUUCUCGGACCAAACAUUCAGCAUUCCGUCAUCCACUCCAAUUCACAACAAACAGAUCGAUGGUAGUGCCUUCGAGAAUCCUAGCUUCCGUUACAACAGUAGCAACAAGGAGAAUUACAACAUUUUCUCCGAAUCAUGCAUGGAGGUGAAAUCGAUUGCCGAACUGGCAUCGGUUGCCGGGGAAAACCCAUACGAGGUGAUUAGAAAACCUCCGAAGAAAAAGAAAAAGCAAUCGGAUUUUGAGGACAGUUGCUUCGUUAAUCCGGGAUUAAACUUAGCUGCAAUUGAUAAGCCAUCGGUUAACCCGUUCGAAGUUGUACGAAGCGAGGAACCAGAAAGAAAAGGAAAUGAUUCCUGCUUUGUAAACGGCGCACUCAACAUCAAGGGACGAGAUAAGGGAGAAGGAAUUAAUCCGUUUGAGAUCCUUCGUCCAACGGCUGCGGUUGAAGCAGCUGUACGCGAGAGCAGUUCGGCCGAUGGGUUGAAAGGUAUAGAAAAUCCGGCUUUGGAAAUGCCGACUUAUGCGUUGGCUGUACCGUUUACUCCAUCGAUUAAUCACCGAAUAAAUUUUCAGGAACUAUCACCGAGUGCCUUAACUCCUUGUCAGAUGCUUACCAAGAAUUUGGUCUUUAGCCCAGACCCGACCAAAGACAGCAACCUGAUUACGCCCAAGCGUAACGCAAUCGUCACGAAGCGUAAAUCACUUUCGGUUAUCAACGAAGAACCGUUGGAUAUCGGAGAAGAGCUUGAUUGCUAUCAGCUGGAACUGGAAAACAGCAUCAACGAAGCCAAAGCACUGAAGCAGAAAACCGUUGGGGAUUCGACGGGUGGCCGGAAAAGUCGACGUAGUUUAAUAGAUGUCAAGCACAUUAGCAAUCUUUCGAUGAAGUUAGAGCAGCUUGAAGAGUCGGACGGUGAAGGUGAAGAACGUGAAGUUACUGAAUCGGUUGAGCCAAAAACCGAAGAGACGACUAAUAUAACUGAAAUAACCACUCCAGCUCAAGCAACAUUUACUGUUGUUAAAGAAACUUCUAUCAGAGAAGAGAUUCGUAUCAACGUGACCAAUCCGGACGUUCAAUUCGAAGAAGUGGAUGACUUUGAAGACGAAGAACAGGAUGUGGAUUUGUUUGCCAAUCCGGCACCUUUUCAGCGAGCAUAUCGAAAGAAGGAAGACCCAAAACCUCAGCCGGAAGCUGAUUUCAAACAACCGGAACCAGUGAGUGCCGGCCUCAAAUCACAUAAAUUUAAAGAAACCAUCCGACGCAGCUUUCGGAAGCUAAUGCAUCCUAAACAUCAGGAGUUAGAGGUCGAAUGUCACGAGAAGCCUAAACCGGAGGAACCCCACAGCGGUGGUUUGAUGUCCACCAUUCGUCACAGCUUGCGUCGAAAGACGCAUAAAGGUAAGGCGGAAGAGGAAGAAGAUCGACAGAACGACGAGGCGGUGUUGGAGAUGUCUAUAAUAGUAGAAACACCAAGGACGGUGUUUAAACAACCGUCUAACGAUGGAUACAAACCCAUUGCCGGUGGUUCGGUUGAUAAGAUGGGAUCAACGCUGCGCAGCAGUUUGCGCAGGUCGACCAAAGACAUGAAGAAGCACGUGAUGAAAAGUGUGUUCAAGCAAAAGGUGGGCGACGAGAAGUAGUAGGUGUUGGAAAAUAUUCACGGAACAUACUACAAAAAUUUAAGUACCAAAAUAUGAAUACCAAAUUACUAACAUCAUUGCCAGUGUUUAAUUUUAAACAUUAUUUAUCUAUAUUUAUUUGUUGAUUUGUAAACAGGCUUCUUCUGCAUUAGGGCGGAUUGUUUCUUUGAGAGAUUGGGAUUUGCUGUGACGUAGGUAGUAUACUUAAUCGCAACAGCAAAAUCAAACGGGGCUCAGAUUUGAAUUAUCCAUAUUUGUUUGAAAAAGAUUCCUCGUUUGGGCAGGAAUAUACUUAAUUAUAUUUGUGUAACUAUUUAGCAUAUCGAAUUAUAAGUGAAAAUGUACUGUUUUUAGGUUAAAAUACUGCUCUAAUUUUUAUCAGAACUUUCCGACUAAGCAGUUUUAGUAUUAUUAAAAGUUAAAUUUUACAUUCUACUUUUAGACCAGUAUUUGUUGAAGAGACUCAAAAAAUAGAUUAACUGAUAAGAAUUUACUUACCAGCCUUUGAAGGCUGGUAGCAAGCGCACAUGCGGCAAAUAGUAGCCGCAUGUACCACUAUUGCAAACUGAUUUUGAGUAAAUUUAAAAAAAAAUCUUAAAGAUAAAGAUCUCGUAAUUCUGAGUUUUUCUAAAACAAUUAACAAUCGCUUAAUUGGCGCUGACAGAAUGAUUUUUGUCAAAGUUUAGUGACCAUGAAAGUAACAUGUGAAGAAAAGAAAAUGUGCUUGCCGCAUCUUUAUCCAAAGAAAAAAAUGAUAGAUUUUAUCAAAAUAGAACAAAUAGUUUAAGAUUUUUUACUAUCAUA